CCUGGCCUCCGGCGCACUGGUGCCGGUCCUUGCCCCUCCCCGAGCCUGGCGUCCGGUCUCCUAGCAACAACGCCAGACUCCCGGGAGCUGCCCGUUUCUCGCCGCUCCUGCGAGACUCCUCGGUUUCUAAGAGAAAAGCUCCCCCACACCCCUCGAACUCCAGACCCUAGACUUGCUUUGUCUCUGACCUCACCCUCAACAAUUUGCUCUGAAUCAACUUCUUUGCCGUGGCUCCCGAGAUGAGCUUCUCUCCUCUGCCAUUCUGAGUUCCAACGUCCAAACUGCUCGACUCCUUUUUGUUCCUCUCCCACCUCUGGCCAGCAGCUUUUAAUUUUAGAUCAUGCCUGGAGCUACGCUUGCCCAGAGCCCGGAGAAAGGGGGCGUCUGCAUCACUGAAGCCCUUAUCACUAAGCGGAACUUGACCUUCCCGGAGGAUGAGGAUCUGUCAGAAAAGAUGUUCCACACUCUCGCUGAGCUGCAGACCGUUCGCCUGGACCGGGAGGGGAUUACAACUAUCACGAACUUAGAGGGCCUCCACAAUAUUCAUAGCCUCUAUCUGCAAGCGAAUAAGAUCCAGCGAAUUGAGAACCUGGCUUGCAUCCCCUCCUUGCGCUUCCUGUCUCUGGCAGGAAACCGAAUCAGUCAGGUGGAAAACCUCCUGGACCUCCCAUACCUGCAGUUCCUGGACCUUUCUGAGAAUCUGAUAGAAACACUGAAGCUGGACGAGUUCCCCCAGAGCCUUCUCAUCCUCAACCUUACCGGGAAUGGCUGCACCAAGCAGGAUGGCUACAGGGGGCUGGUGACGCAGGCCCUGUCACUGCUCCUGGACUUGGACGGGCAGCCUGUGUUGGAGCGCUGGACCUCAGAUGAUGAAGAUAACGCCUCGAGUGAUGAGGAUGAGGAGUUCCCAGAGCUGAGUGGCCCAUUCUGCUCAGAACAAGGCUUCCUCAAGGAGCUAGAGCAGGAGCUGAGCAGGCAGAAGGAGCUCAGACAGCAGACGGCCUUGACAGAACACCUUCUGAGGAUGGAGACACAGCCUGCUCUCACUGACCUGCCCCCAUUGCCUGGGGUGCCCAUGGCUGGGGAUAGCAGCCCCUCUGUCCCUCCUGAGCAAGGCAAAGAGGCCCCACCCGAGGCUACCUCCUCACCCCAGGCCUCCUCUCUCACCAAGAAACCCUGUACUCUGGUCCCCUGGGGCCAGGAAAGUGCUGUCCAGACAGGGAAGGGAGCCCCAGCAGCCACAGUCCCCAAAGUCUCCCCAGUGGGGGUCCCCAACACAACCAAAACAAUGACCAAAAGAACCAGGAAGUGAAGUGCAGCCUGUCGCUGACAGUGGAGGGCAGGGCAGCCUCCCUGUCAUCUGCGAGUGAGGAUGAGCAGGAACUCACCCCAAUAAAGUGUCUUGAGGCCCCUAAUGUGUCUGUGGUCGCAGCUCAGUUAAAGUGCCAGGAAACA
Molecule: messenger RNA, 1455 nt
Organism: Tupaia belangeri chinensis (Chinese tree shrew)
Lineage: Eukaryota; Metazoa; Chordata; Mammalia; Scandentia; Tupaiidae
Gene: LRRC46
Product: leucine rich repeat containing 46
Exons: 8
Coding region: 341-1312 (323 amino acids)
Molecular function (GO): protein binding
Source: RefSeq, a predicted model, not a curated record